Messenger RNA from Funneliformis mosseae, 138 nucleotides. The record is from the annotation of a GenBank genome assembly. Lineage: Eukaryota; Fungi; Glomeromycota; Glomeromycetes; Glomerales; Glomeraceae.
AUGAUUGGAACUGAUCCUCAUAGUCUAGAUGAGGUCAAGGAAACAAUGAAAUGUUUUGAAAAUGACCGACAUCAACAAUUUUAUGACUUGCAAAAACUUAUUAUAACUCUCUUCCAACCAGUGUUGGCAAAUUUCAAG